Corapipo altera (White-ruffed manakin) is the source of this 2442-nucleotide messenger RNA. RefSeq names its product ADP ribosylation factor like GTPase 11 (gene ARL11). NCBI's taxonomy places the organism in Eukaryota, Metazoa, Chordata, Aves, Passeriformes, Pipridae. Gene Ontology annotation, molecular function: GTP binding; GTPase activity. The coding region runs from base 573 to 1178 and encodes 201 amino acids. Gene Ontology annotation, cellular component: cytoplasm. The transcript has a single exon. Gene Ontology annotation, biological process: vesicle-mediated transport; intracellular protein transport. The record is from RefSeq and is a predicted model, not a curated record.
UAACAUACGAUUGGCAGAAAAAUUGUCAGUUUUCUUAUUGCUCUGGAUGCUUUAAAUCCACACCCUCAAACUGUGAUUCAGCAAAUUCCCAGAGAACCCUGGUCUGAAACCCGGGUUCCUCCUUGUCCUGUCCUGCCAGGGGUGGAUUUCCCCUAGAGAAACCAAUGAACAACAGCUCAUUUAUUUAUGUAUGUGGUGAGGAGGAAACUUGCUCCACUGUCUCUCCACCUCUUCCUGCAAAAUGUUAGCUCUCUUUUGCACCAAUCAGUUCAGGUCAUGAAUGAAAAUGGAAUUGAGCGGCAGCGGAGCUGGGGUAUAGAAACUGCUGUUUUCAGCAUCACUCCCUGGCUCUGCUCCACACCUCAUAAAUAAUACCUCUCACUUAAUUUUAGCUGCAGAGAAGCAAAAGCAAGCUGCCUGUGUCUUUCUUCAGCAAACCUAAGGUGCUCUUUCAGAGAGGCAGGACGGAGCACUCUGUUAUUAACUGACAUCAUCGAGGAAAUACACUUGCUUUUUAUUUUUUUGGCUGCAUUUUUUUUUUUUUUGUUUGCCACAGUUGCGGCAGUAUCUUGAUGGGGAAGCUGAUCUCCAAAGGCUGGAAAAAAAGAGAUGCUCAAGUUGUCAUGCUGGGGCUCGACUUUGCUGGCAAAUCCACCCUUCUCUACAAACUGAAGAGCGGCCAGGCUGUGGAGACCUGCCCGACAGUGGGCUUCAACGUGGAGUCUCUGCAAACACCCUGUGGCAUAUCCUUCACCCUCUGGGAUGUUGGUGGACAAGAGAGCCUGCGGGUAAGCUGGCCUGACUACCUGGAGGACAUCAACACCCUCGUCUUUGUGAUCGACAGCACAGACGUGGCUCGGCUGUCCGAAGCGACGGCAGCACUGGAGGAAGCCCUGAGCCACCCCAGCAUGGCUGGCAUCCCUGUCCUCCUCCUGGCCAACAAGCAGGAGGUGCCGGGAGCACUGGCUCCUGCUGAGCUGGGGGAGAUGCUGGGGCGAGGGCGGCUGGCAGGGCACCGCUGGAUGCUCCGGGGGUGCAGUGCCCACACCGGCCAGGGCCUGCAAGAAGUCCUGGCUGUCCUGGGAGAGCUGCUGCGGGACCCAGAACCGAGCUCCCUAUCCCAAGAACAGCCCAUCACAAGGCUGGCGGAGAGGAGGGAAGCUCCAGGACAAACCUGAAACUCAAGCGGACCCUUCCCACUCAUCACUGCCAGCAGCUUUGUCACAGAGGAUUCCAGUCUUCAUGGACACUCUAAAAUGAGCAGACCUGUAGCUGGGACACACUGUGAAACACCCAGCUGCUCACCACUGAAAACCACCAGGAGAACGUCUGAGCAAAGCUCCCAUCGAGGAGCAGGUUUGGCCUCAUCUCUUGGACUCUCAUCACUGGCUGCAGCUUGUCCCACUGUCACCAUGUUCUGCUCAUCCACUGCACGUGUGUGUCUGGAGCUUCAGCAGGGAUGCUUUUUGCCAGAGCAAUAUAAAUUAUUUAUAUAAAUUAUAACAGAGACAUGUACAAAAGAGGUUUUCUUCUUUCUGCAGCUCCCAGCCCAGAUGCAGCCAUCCAGAUGGGGUAAUUCCCACACCAGCGGAGCUUAAACAUGUCCCAUGCUGCUUCUUUCUCAACAUGAAUCACAUGUUCAUUGGCUGGGAAAGCAGGCAGACACUAAAAGGAAUGGCUGGAUGGGAGCAGCGUAAACUCAGGACUUCAAAUGGCUAAACAGCUAAUUGGCUUUAGUGUGGCAUCUGUAGGUAUAAUCUUCAAACCAUGGAAGCAAGUCAGGAUUCAAUGGUGUGUUGCGGUUUGAGGAUGUGUAUAUAUUAAUUUGCAUUUCUUAUAAUGUUUCCUUCUUUUUCCAUUCAUUAUUUUUUGUCAAAUACUGAUUUCAUGACAAUGGUACCUCAUUUUCCUAUUAUAUUUAAAUAUAAAGACAUCAGACCUGACUUUUAGAUGCUUGCAAACAUGUCUGCAUGGCCAGUUAACCUCUAAAUAUCCUCAUGGUAGCCUGAACAGCCAAGAAAAACCCUGUCUCUCAGACUUUUUGAAACUGCAUGAGCCCACUCCAUCUGCACUGGUUCAUAACCAUGGGCACCUAUAGGCACAGGCAGGUUGGUAAUCAAAGGUCUCUCCACACUGUGUUUUGCCUGGGGCAGAUGAAAAUGCCCCUGGCAGCUCACGACAGGACAGGGUCCUGCGUGGCACUGAUGGUCUUUGUCCAAUCCUGCUCAGCCUACCAUUGGAAAAACCUGUAAAAUGUGUGCCCUGUAUCCAAAAUUCUGUCAUCCAGGAUUAAAAUUAAGAUAUUUCAUAGUAGUCCCUGCCUUAUUACAAAAUGAAUAGGGGAAGGGGAUAGAUAGACCACAAAAUUUCCAUUUCUGUUUCUAUUCAGAAGUCAGCUGCUUUCAAGGAACAACAUAUUCAACCUAGAAACACCAAGGAGAA